Messenger RNA from Drosophila bipectinata, 1107 nucleotides. RefSeq names its product regucalcin (gene regucalcin). Lineage: Eukaryota; Metazoa; Arthropoda; Insecta; Diptera; Drosophilidae. Gene Ontology annotation, biological process: L-ascorbic acid biosynthetic process. The record is from RefSeq and is a predicted model, not a curated record. Gene Ontology annotation, molecular function: gluconolactonase activity; calcium ion binding.
GUUAAGUGAGAGAGGUCUCCCACAAAGUUCGUUUUGUUUUUGUUUUGUUUUCUAAUUUUUUCAACUAAUUAUAUAUUUAUUUAAUAACGCGCCCAGCUGUGCUUUAAUUAUGUCCUACAAGGUUGAGCCACUGCCCGACUCCUUCGCCGGCCUGGGCGAGGGUCCCCACUGGGACGAGGCCCGCCAGAGCCUGUACUACGUGGACAUCGAGGCCGGCGGCCUGCUGCGCUACGACUACCAGGAGAACAAGGUCUACAAGGCCAAGAUCGAGGGCGAGCCCCUGGCCGGCUUCGUGCUGCCCAUCGAGGGACGCCCGCAAGAGUUCGCCGUCGGCUGUGGCCGUCGCGUGGAGAUCGUCCAGUGGGACGGUGUCUCGCCCACCGCCAAGGUGGUGCGCCAGCUGUUCCAGGUGCAGCCUCUGCUGGAGAAGAACCGUCUAAACGACGCCAAGACUGAUCCCCGUGGCCGUUUCUUUGGCGGCACCAUGCGCUACAUUGGCGACGAGUUCGAGUUCCGUCACGGCGAGCUGUACCGCUGGGAGGCCGGCGGCCAGACGUCGGUGGUCAAGGGCGAUGUGGGCAUCUCCAACGGCCUGGCCUGGGACGAGAAGGCCAAGAAGUUCUACUACAUCGACACCACCGACUACGAGGUCAAGUCCUACGACUACGACUUUGAGACUGGAGUCGCCAGCAAUCCCAAGGUGGUCUUCAAUCUCCGCAAGUCCAGUCCCAAGGACCAUCUCCUGCCCGACGGCCUCACCAUCGACACUGAGGGCAACCUCUACGUGGCCACCUUCAACGGAGCCACCAUCUACAAGGUCAAUCCCAACACUGGCAAGGUCCUGCUGGAGAUCAAGUUCCCCACCAAGCAGAUCACCUCGGCGGCCUUCGGUGGCCCCAACCUGGACAUCCUGUACGUGACCACCGCCGCAAAGUUCGACCAGCCCUCUCCGGCUGGCACCACCUUCAAGGUAACUGGCCUGAAUGCCACCGGCUAUCCCGGCGUGAACCUGAAGAUCUAGGAGCUGGGCGUCGACGUCUUCAAGCAAUAUAAUGUACCAUUCGAAUCCUCAAGUGCAAUUAUAUGUUAUAAUUUCUUAAAUAUCAA